AUGUUGUUCACCAAGCCCAGUGUGGUUGCUGCAUCGGUGCUCUCGGCCUCGAUGGCCCAGGCACACAUGAUCAUGGACCACCCGGUCCCUUACGGGAAAUCCACCCUCAACAACUCGCCCUUGGCUGCGGACGGCAGCGACUUCCCCUGUAAGCAGCGCGACGGGGUGUAUGACUGGCCCGCCGCGGACGAGAUGAACUAUUUCGAGACUGGGGUGUCUCAGGUGCUGAACUUCACCGGCAUCGCCGUCCACGGUGGCGGUUCCUGCCAGGUGAGUUUGACCACAGACAUGCAGCCCUCCAAGGACACCGUCUGGCAGGUCAUCAAGUCUUUUGAGGGGGGCUGUCCAGCCAACGUGGAUGGCAAUCUGGACGGUGACGCCUCGACUCCGGACCCCUACCAGUUCAACUUCACUAUCCCGGCCGACUUUUCGGCUGGCAACUACACGCUGGCGUGGACCUGGUUCAACCGCGUCGGGGCCCGCGAGAUGUACAUGAACUGCGCCCCGAUCACCGUCAUGGACAGCGCGGCCCAGAAACGCUCCGUCGCCAAGCGCAGCAGCUACCCUGACCUUUUCGUGGCCAACAUCAACGGCUGCACCACGACCGAGGGUGUGGACAUCCGCUUCCCCAACCCCGGCGAUGUGAUUGAGUACGACGGCGAGGCCUCUCGUCUUGCGGCCACGGAUGCGGCUGCCUGCACGGGAGUGUCCACUGCGUGGGGAAGCAGCGCUGCGACCGCGGCUGCAUCUGUCUCGUCCACGACCACUACUGCUGCUAAGAUCACUGCCACUGCUCCCGUUGUCGCGGUGGAAACAUCGGCUGCGACUUCGUCCGUGGACAACUCCGCUGCUAUCACCACCGCCGCUGCCCCCGCUGCUACGAUGACCGCAGGCCGCCCCAACGGACACCAACAGAACGCCGUGGCAACCACUUCCACCGCUACCGCCAGCUCUGCCACUGGCACUGCCCUCUCUGGCGUUCUCAGCGGCGCCUGCAGCCCCGAGGGAUCCUGGUGGUGCAACGCCGGCACUUCUUUCCAGCGCUGCGCCAACGGAGUCUGGACUCCUUCCCAGGAUAUGGCGCCCGGCACGGUCUGCACGGCGGGCCAGUCGUCUGAUCUCACAAUCUCGCUUGCUAAGAGCCGCCGUGAUGAGCAGCGUAUGCGUCGUCGUCAGAUUGCUUAG
Aspergillus japonicus CBS 114.51 is the source of this 1185-nucleotide messenger RNA. RefSeq lists its product as uncharacterized. The coding region runs from base 1 to 1185 and encodes 394 amino acids. Lineage: Eukaryota; Fungi; Ascomycota; Eurotiomycetes; Eurotiales; Aspergillaceae. The record is from RefSeq and is a predicted model, not a curated record. The transcript has a single exon.